AAAUGCCAUUGGUCGCUCUUCUGUCGCCCUUCGUACCUUUACUCGUUGUUCUUUACUCUGCUCUGUCUUUCUGGCUUCUUGCUUCUUCCCUAGCCUGGCUGGUCCGAGGGUAGCGAGGCUGCUGUGAUGCUUCUCACGCCUUUUCAAGCCGGACUCGGAUCUCUCAGCGCUCAAGGAGUCAGCUUGAUCCUGCUUCCCAACGUCAUCACAUGCUCUCGUCAGCCGGCCUUUGCGACUCUGGAGUCGAGGAACAAGCCGCGUCUGCACCUGUAGCUGUAUCAUGCCGGAUGCGUCCUGCCAAGCACACAUCGAGCGCCGCAUCUCGAAUUGCUACAUCUGAACACUGUUCGAAGGGCAAGAAUGGGCGCGAAGGAUCCAGCAAAAGUCCGGCCACUGCCUCUCGCUCUCGCUCCGGCUCCGGCUCCGGCUCGCUGGGCUCGGAAGGACAAUUGGGCCUGACUACCAAUUUCAGAGAUGGGCUGCACUUCAAAGCUAUUCCGCCUGCUGCUCAUGCCAGAAGGAUCAAGCAUCCUUUCAAACCUCGAUUUCUCCGUGCGCGCAUCGUCGCUGCUGAGAGUGCCACGCAACAAGCGGCGGAAAGGAAUAGUGGCAGAGGUGUGGCCGAUGUCUCUGCGGCACCGCAUCGGCAGAAGAGAACGUCUAUGUUUCAGUCUACUUUUAGCAGUGAUGCUCGCUCUUUCUCCGAUGCGUCAAGGCUAAGCCGAUGGAGGAGAAGCUGGAGAAUCACAAGCAUGUCUACAGCACUUGGAAGAGUAGCCAUGAUCUGCAUGGCCGAAUUCACGGCAAAUCUGAUCAUCGCCUUACCGGCAGCGAUGGUCAAGAUCCUGCUUUGGUUCUACCAAAACAAGUCCUUGCCAACGCUAGGACACUUGCUCAGCGCGUCGACAUACGCGUUGAGCAUCUGCAUUGCCAUUGCAGUUUGCGUGCCUAGUCGAGGCGCGCACGUCAACCCUUGCAUCACCAUCGUCGCUGCAGCCCUCGGCGCUCUGACCUGGUGGGAGGCUCUAUCUCGUAUCGCCGCUCAGAUCCUUGGUUGUUGGGCAGGCUGCAUGCUAGCUGUCUCGACGUGCUGGGACAUCAUUGCGGAUCUGCGUCAGGUGGUCAUGGCUAGUGGAACACUGGAGAGCUUCUUUGUUCCACAUGGUUUGGCUCGCUCGUUUGCUGUCGCUAGCACUCCUGGAAGAAGCACUGGGCUGGCCGUCGUUGGUGAAGCGUCUGGAGGAUUCAUUGCAGCUUUGGUGAUUUGCGUCAACGUCCAGGGUCUCAGGCAGCCCCGGCUCAUCAAAUCACAAGGCGCAUUCGUCAUCGGCGCCACAUACUCUCUUCUCUUCUUGAUGAACUCGUUGGGCCCAUUCGUAGGAUCGUGAGUAUGUGCGAAGGAUCGUUGCCAUGCGAAUUAACGUGAGCAAAGCACGGAAGCUCAUGCAGACGCAUCCACUCAGGAGUGCCCUGGACAUUGGUGGCAGAUUGGCCUGCUCUGUGAGCAUCGCGAUGAUCAAGUGCGUCCGAAAGGCGUGUGCUU
Ceraceosorus guamensis is the source of this 1543-nucleotide messenger RNA. RefSeq lists its product as hypothetical. Gene Ontology annotation, molecular function: channel activity. The record is from RefSeq and is a predicted model, not a curated record. Lineage: Eukaryota; Fungi; Basidiomycota; Exobasidiomycetes; Ceraceosorales; Ceraceosoraceae. Gene Ontology annotation, cellular component: membrane. The coding region runs from base 210 to 1388 and encodes 392 amino acids. Gene Ontology annotation, biological process: transmembrane transport. The transcript is spliced from 3 exons.